AUGCUUGGACCAAGUUCCGAUGGUAGUGCUGAUCUCCGGCCGAAAGGAAGGGGCCGACCUCAAAGGAUUCUUUUGGGUGUUUGGCCGGACGAGCAUAUCCGGGGUGUGAUUAGAGCGGUGGUAUUUCGCGACGGAAAUAUUGUGAAAGAGGAACCAACCCCGUUAUAUCCAAGUCUAGCGAAUUAUGCGUGCAAUGGACCAGAGGGCGCGGUAAGCCCUAGCGCUGCUGCGGCUGCUGCGGUUGCCGCGGUCGCCCAAGGUCUCCGACACCAGAUGUGCAGUAUGGUAGCGGCUGCCCAGUCUCAUCCUCACGAUAUGGUAGCAACGAAUCUUUCGGCAAACUUCCAGGCGGCCGUGCAAGUCAGUCAACAUCACUUAAACAAUAAUAGCGGAGCAAGUAAUAACAAUAACAGCAAUAACAACAGAAAUUCACCUUUGAUGCUCGGACUACCAAGCCCGGGGUCAGGGGGACCACCAGAAAGUCCAAUGGAAGGGAGUCCAUUGGCGAGUCCACUGGCACCUUUGAUGGAUCCAGCUCACAUACCCAGUAGUGUUGAGGUAGGGAUCGGUAUCGGGGGAUUGGGCGGACUUGGAGGACUCGGUGCAAUAAGUGGGAUGCAUUAUAAGCCACAACGUAGUUUCAUGAGCCCACGACCUGAAAAUAUCUUCCAAGAAGACAUUGCUGAUUUGGUUAAAAGUCAACACGGGCACAAAGACAAAGACAAAGUCCCGGUUAAACUUGAACCACUCACUGAUUCUCGUAGUGAACAGUAA
Molecule: messenger RNA, 774 nt
Organism: Cotesia congregata
Lineage: Eukaryota; Metazoa; Arthropoda; Insecta; Hymenoptera; Braconidae
Source: the annotation of a GenBank genome assembly